AUGGCCUCUCUUCCUUCCUCUUACAAGGCUGUUGUCAUUGAAAAGGCCAAUGGGCCCUUCAAGAUUGUCGAGAGACAAUUAAAGGCGCCCGCGGCAGGCGAGGUGCUCGUCAAGGUGCUGGCAUGUGGAGUGUGCUUUAGUGAUGUCGCCAUUGCCAGCGGCGAGAUGGGCAACGUCUUCCCGCGCGUACCCGGCCAUGAGAUUGUUGGCGACGUCGUGCAGAUCGGCGAAGGUGUCAAGAGCCUAGCCGUCGGCGAGCGUGUCGGCGGGCCUUGGCACGGUGGCCACGAUGGCAUCUGCCGCGCUUGUCAGCGCGCCCAAUUCCAAAUGUGCGACAACGAACUCGUCAAUGGUUACUCCAAGGAUGGUGGUUUCGCCGAGUAUGUUCUGCUCCGCGCCGAGGCCACCGCCCGCGUCCCCAAGGAGAUGGACCCCGCCGAGGUAGCGCCUCUUCUCUGCGCCGGCGUCACCGUUUUCAACGGCAUCCGCAAGCUUCGCGUGGAGCAGGGUGCUCUGGUCGCCGUCCAGGGUCUCGGCGGUCUCGGUCAUUUGGCUGUCCAGUAUGCUUCAAAGAUGGGCUACGAGGUCGCCGUCUUAUCGUCUGGUGACGACAAGGCCGAUUUCGCCAAGCAGCUCGGCGCCCACCACUACAUCAAUUCAAAGGCCAAGGACGCCGUCGAGGAACUCAAGAAGCUCGGUGGCGCUUCCAUCAUUGUUCAGACGGCUCCCAACCCCAAGAUUGUUGGUCCUCUUGUUGGCGCUCUUGCUCCUGAGGGCAAACUGCUCAGUCUGGCGCCCGUCGGCGCCGUCGAGUUCGACACCGUGUCUUUGGUCCUCAAGGGCGCCAGCGUCCAGGGCUGGCCCAGCGGUCAUGCGCUCGACAGCGAGGAAGCUAUCCGCUUCGCCGCUAACCACGGCGUCAAGUGCAUGAUCGAGAAAUACCCCUUUGCUGAUGUCCAAAAGGCGGUCGACAGCCUCGUCUCAGGCAAGCCCCGGUUUCGCAACGUCCUCGUUAUGCAGUAG
Messenger RNA from Beauveria bassiana ARSEF 2860, 1023 nucleotides. RefSeq names its product alcohol dehydrogenase GroES-like domain-containing protein. Gene Ontology annotation, molecular function: zinc ion binding; oxidoreductase activity. Lineage: Eukaryota; Fungi; Ascomycota; Sordariomycetes; Hypocreales; Cordycipitaceae. The transcript has a single exon. Bases 1 to 1023 code for a protein of 340 amino acids. The record is from RefSeq and is a predicted model, not a curated record.